AUGCCCAGAAAACGGAAGGACGAUGUCCUAUCCAUUCCUAACUCCUCUAGUGAGGAAGAAUUUUCUGGCUUUGAGCCCGAGGUUGAAAAACAGAAAGCCCCUCGGGGCACCGCAAAUAAGAAAUUAUCCUCCGUUGUAACGAAAGUUACGAAGGGAAGUAACUCUAAUCAGUCUGAUAAGCCUACUUCCGGUGUUAAAGAAAAUUCACACAGCAGGGAAAAAGAAUCAGAUAAAAGGUCAGAAAACGUUAUUAAUCUUGAUAACUUGACAUCAGAGUCCGUUGAGAAGUUAAGAUCUAUCUUGGGUAUUCAAAAUUCUGACCAAAACCCUCCCCUUACAGAAAGUAACAGUUAUAACGAAUACGAGUAUGACGACGGAGAAUUGUCGGAUACUGACCGCACUCCCUUGUACAGGGCAAAUUUAGCGGAUAACAUAGGCGAUAAUUUGUUUAGGGAUGGUAAUAAUGAUGGUGACAACCCCGAGGGAGAAGUUGAUGAGUUUAGUUGGAAUCUCCCAAAAUUAAAAACCCCUGACAAAGGCGAAGCUGUCAGUAAUUCUCUGGCAGAUUUGAUCAACACUGCCUGUACUAACCAAUGUCAAGUAGACAACAUUAUUGAAAAAUACAAAGUCCCAUCUAAUUGCCAAUUUAUGGGGGCCCCUCGUAUAAACGAGGAAAUUUGGGACGAUUUGACAAAAAUGAAAAGAGUACAGACUACUGAUAAGUCUUUGCGAGACAUCCAAAAUUUAGUAUGCACUGGCAUGCUACCAAUUCUAGAGCUAGCUAAGGUGUUGAAGACACAUAUUUCUACCCUUCCACUAGUUAAAGAUCUCAUUGCUGAUUCUAUCACUGUCAUGGGUCAGGUGCAGUUUAUGCUUAGCGUAAGGAGGCGUUACCUUCUUCGGCCAUCUUUAAAAUCCAGAUAUUCCAAUAUUUGCAGUAUAAGAACACCAAUAACAUCUUACCUUUUUGGUGACGAUAUUGCUAAAGAAUUGAAAAAAUGUGAAACAAGUUGUAAAAUUGGUAAAUACAAUUAUAGUACGGGUAUUCGCGGCCUAGACAGAGCAGUUUUGGCCCGUUUAGGGGCGGUCGUGGCAAACCCUUACAGGGGCAGAGGUCAUCCAUAUGCCAAGCCGUAUUUUGAUCGACAACAACCAUACGGUCAGUUCGGAUAUCAGCAUAAUAUGUGCCGAGAACAUCCAAGAAGAACGUGA
Messenger RNA from Mercenaria mercenaria, 1212 nucleotides. RefSeq lists its product as uncharacterized. Lineage: Eukaryota; Metazoa; Mollusca; Bivalvia; Venerida; Veneridae. The record is from RefSeq and is a predicted model, not a curated record. The coding region runs from base 1 to 1212 and encodes 403 amino acids. The transcript has a single exon.